AUGUUGAUACAGAGUUUUUUGGCCGCGGGAACCAUUUCUUUCGGAAUUAUCAUACUCAACUCAACGGUUUGCUGUCGUGUUCCUCGAUCAAUUCAGUUUCUGACAUCGCUUUCAGGCCGUCCAUGUGAUGAACAUGGUCAUUUUCUCGAGGACGACGCGCCGCCACCACCUCGUGAACCUCAAUCUCCCAACGACUGGACCCCAUUCCGUAACCGCACUGAAUUCGAAACUGCGGAUUUAUUCUAUGUUCAGAACCCAACACCUGCCCAUAAAAUUGAUGCGCACCUUGCAUUAUGGGCAUCAACACUACUCAAACACGGUGAUGUGCCACCGUUUGCAGACCAUCGAGAUCUCUACGAAACGAUCGACUCAAUACCAUUGGGAGAGGUUAAGUGGGAGAGUUUCGCGUGCUCGUAUUCAGGCGAGAAGCCUGAGGGUGAUUACCCACCCUGGAUGGAUAGCACCUUUGAUGUGUGGUAUCGAGAUCCACGUCAAGUGGUUCACAACAUGCUUGCAAACCCCGAAUUCGCACAUGAGAUGGACUUUCGGCCGUAUCGAGAGUAUUCGACUGAAGGAGAGGAGCGCCAGUAUAGAGAUUUUAUGUCUGCUAACUGGGCGUGGGAUCAAGCGGACGAAAUUUCCAAGGAUCCAGAUACCAUUGGCGCAACCUUCGUUCCCAUCAUCCUCGGAAGCGACAAAACAACCGUUUCUGUUGGAACGGGUAACAACGAGUAUUACCCGCUCUAUCUGUCCAUCGGGAACGUCCACAACAACGUCCGGCGUGCACACCGGAACGCAGUCUCCGUCAUUGGCUUUCUUGCAAUGCCAAAGACUACGAAGGAGCAUGCGAAACGCGCGAACUUUCGAAAAUUUCGCCGUCAGCUAUUCCAUUCUUCGCUUUCGAAGAUUCUCGAACGACUUCGGCCUGGAAUGAAAGUACCCGAGGUUGCGAAGUUUGGCGAUGGGCAUUUCCGUCGUGUGGUCUACGGCCUCGGGCCAUAUAUUGCUGACUACGAAGAACAGGUUCUGCUGGCGUGUAUGGUGCGUUUCUGGUGUGCACGAUGCAUGGCACCGAAUGAUGAUCUUGAUGCAGCUGGCGCACACGCUCGAUGUCAAAGGUACAUAGAAGAACUUGUUCAGGUGGGGACAUAUUUGGAGCUGUGGGACGAGUUCGGGGUUGUGGCGGAUCUCAUUCCGUUCACGAACGAUUUUCCCCGCGCCGAUAUCUGCCAAUUGAUUGCACCGGACCUCUUACAUCAGAUCAUCAAAGGGACGUUCAAAGACCACCUCGUGGACUGGGUUCAUAAAUAUCUACUACGUACGCAUGGAACACGCGAGGCACAACGAAUCUUGGAUGAUAUUGAUCAUAGAAUCGCCGCUGUCGCUUCCUUCGCUGGCCUCCGUCGUUUUCCGCAAGGACGUGGCUUCAAACAGUGGACCGGCGAUGAUUCAAAAGCGCUUAUGAAGGUAAGUGUCCCGUUAUGUUUAACAAUUACUCUUGCUUAA
Molecule: messenger RNA, 1506 nt
Organism: Suillus clintonianus
Lineage: Eukaryota; Fungi; Basidiomycota; Agaricomycetes; Boletales; Suillaceae
Exons: 6
Coding region: 1-1506 (501 amino acids)
Source: RefSeq, a predicted model, not a curated record